AUGAAUGGUCACAUGAUUUUCUGCUCAAUCUCCUUGGAAACCGCCUUGCCUUACUCGCAUGGAUUGGGCAAGAUGUUCUCCAAGUCAUUGCAGUUAGCAAUGGCAAUGGCAUGGUAUCGAGGUGGUAGUAGUACGGACUCAAAUGCUGACCGCUCGCUCGAAUACAUCCUCGGCUUGGUGCAUAUGUAG
Penicillium coprophilum is the source of this 189-nucleotide messenger RNA. RefSeq lists its product as uncharacterized. Bases 1 to 189 code for a protein of 62 amino acids. The record is from RefSeq and is a predicted model, not a curated record. The transcript has a single exon. Lineage: Eukaryota; Fungi; Ascomycota; Eurotiomycetes; Eurotiales; Aspergillaceae.